AAAAACCAAAAGAAUUUUUACAAUUUUUUGACAUAAAUUGUGAGUAUGAAUAUCUAAAUACGAAAAGAAUACAAAGCUCGAAAUAUAUUUUAAAAAUACUUAAAAAUGGCUGGAUGUAUACGCUCCUUGAGAAAUACACUUUCAUUGAAUCGCACAAUUAUAAGAUUUUAUUCCGCUGAAACUGCAGUUUGUCCGAAAAAACAGGAAGAUCCUUGCCGGUCCACUGUAGCAAAAGGUUUGGUUCUCGGCUUGUAUACACAAACUGAACCAGGUACAGAACCAGGUAAAUUAACACCAACCGGUGAAAGAUAUGACAGUUUGGUAUGCAAUAGACUGUCAGAGCUUUUAAAAUAUGCUGGCCCACCACCAAAAUUAGGGGAAACCAGAACAUUCUACAACAUUGACGAUGAAUUCACAGCUGUCACCGUUGUUGGCCUCGGAAAAGAAUGUCAGGGAUACGAUGUGUUCGAACAAAUGGACGAAGGAAAAGAGGUGAUAAGAGUAGCUGCAGCGCAAGGUUCAAAAUCGCUACAGAAAAUAGCAGUAAGGAAAAUAUUCAUUGAAAGCUUUGGACAUGCGGAAUCAUCUGCUGAAGGGUCCGCAUUGGCAGUGUGGCUGUAUCAAGAAAAGAAAAAGAAGGAAAACCAAUUGAUAAUUCCUCAAUUGGAAUUAUACGAUGACUGCGAUUGGACUGGUUGGCAGAUUGGUCUUCAAAAAGCUGCCGCUCAAAAUUUGGCUCGUCAAUUGAUGGACACUCCCGCUAAUUUAAUGACACCAACAUCAUUUGCUCAGAACGCUGUAGAAGUGUUGUGUAAGUCUGGCGUAAACGUUGAAGUUAAAGUACGUGGAUGGGCAGAAACACAAAAGAUGUAUGCAUUCUUGGCUGUGGCUCAAGGUUCCUGCGAACCUCCGAUAUUUUUAGAACUUAGUUACUACGGUGCAUGCAGAGACGAAAGACCCGUAAUUCUAAUUGGUAAGGGAAUAACUUAUAACAGUGGUGGCAUCUGCCUGAAAUCAUGCAACAAGCAGAGGUUUAUGCGAGGGGACAUGGGGGGAGCUGCCUGUGUUGUCGCCGCAUGUAGAGCAGUUGCAGGUUUGCAACUGCCUAUUAACAUCAGAGCCCUGCUUCCACUAUGCGAAAAUAUGCCAGGAUGUGCUGCUAUGCGUCCUGGAGACAUCGUGAAGGCCAUGAAUGGCAAAAGUAUUAAGAUUGAGUCUACUGAUACAGCUGGCAGACUUUCCAUUGCCGAUGCCUUGGUAUAUGCCCAAAACUUCUGGCCAAGAUUCAUUGUUGACAUUGGAACCAUGACCAAUGAUAUGAGGCACUCUUUGGGCGCUGCAGCCAGUGGCGUUUUCAGCAACUCAGAAGCUCUCUGGGAGUAUAUGCUAGCCUCUUCCAUGCACACUGGGGAUAGAGUGUGGCGUUUCCCUUUGUGGGAUCAUUUUACACAGCUGGUGGCCAACCACCAUUCGGUCGAAGUGAAAACUUAUGGUAGAGGUGGUAGGCCAAGAUGCGCUGGAGCUUGUAGAGUUGCCGCGUUUUUGAACGAGUUUGUUCCUUGCGGUGAUUGGUUGCACAUUGAUACUUAUGGAGUAAUGCAUACAGACGGCAAAGAUUACCCAUAUCUUAGACGCGGUAUGACCGGUCGUCCUACUCGUACCCUUGUGGAGUUCUUGUCCCAGUUGGUUUGCCACCGUGAAUAAAACACUAAAAACUGUAGUAAAAAGUGGACGAAAUGUAUUUGAUAUUGUAAAAAUUAGAGAUCCUGUAAUUGUUUUGUAUAUUUCUUGUAAAAAUUUACUAAAUUAUAU
Molecule: messenger RNA, 1812 nt
Organism: Brassicogethes aeneus
Lineage: Eukaryota; Metazoa; Arthropoda; Insecta; Coleoptera; Nitidulidae
Source: the annotation of a GenBank genome assembly